Molecule: messenger RNA, 1063 nt
Organism: Oryza brachyantha (malo sina)
Lineage: Eukaryota; Viridiplantae; Streptophyta; Magnoliopsida; Poales; Poaceae
Product: proteasome subunit alpha type-7-A
Exons: 3
Coding region: 156-905 (249 amino acids)
Biological process (GO): ubiquitin-dependent protein catabolic process
Cellular component (GO): proteasome core complex, alpha-subunit complex; nucleus; proteasome core complex
Source: RefSeq, a predicted model, not a curated record
UUCGUCUUCGUCGUCGCCAUCUCCUUCUUCUCUUGCAAGAAAGAAAAGGAGAAAAGGCGGAGGCGGCGGCCCAUUCGCAGAAAGAGAGAGCAGCAGCAGCAGCAGGAGGCCAGGAGCUCGCCGGCGGCGACACCACACCACCAGGCAGUGCAGAGAUGGCCCGCUACGACCGCGCGAUCACCGUCUUCUCCCCCGACGGCCACCUCUUCCAGGUGGAGUACGCCCUCGAGGCCGUCCGCAAGGGGAACGCCGCCGUCGGCGUCCGCGGCACCGACACCGUCGUCCUCGGCGUCGAGAAGAAGUCCACCCCCAAGCUCCAGGACUCCAGGUCCAUGCGCAAGAUCGCCAGCCUCGACACCCACAUCGCGCUGGCCUGCGCGGGGCUCAAGGCGGACGCGCGCGUGCUCAUCAACCGGGCGCGCGUCGAGUGCCAGAGCCACCGCCUCACCGUCGAGGACCCCGUCACCGUCGAGUACAUCACGCGCUACAUCGCCGGCCUGCAGCAGAAGUACACGCAGAGCGGCGGGGUUCGCCCCUUCGGCCUCUCCACCCUCAUCGUCGGGUUCGAUCCCUACACCGAGAAGCCCGCGCUGUACCAGACCGACCCCUCCGGCACCUUCUCCGCCUGGAAGGCCAACGCCACCGGCCGCAACUCCAACUCCAUGCGCGAGUUCCUCGAGAAGAAUUACAAGGAGACCUCCGGCAAGGAGACCAUCAAGCUUGCCAUCCGAGCUCUCCUUGAGGUGGUUGAGAGCGGUGGGAAGAACAUCGAAAUUGCAGUGAUGACACACAAGGAUGGCCUCCGCGAGCUGGAGGAGGCGGAAAUCGACGAGUACGUGGCUGAGAUCGAAGCAGAGAAGGCUGCCGCCGAGGCUGCAAAGAAGGGCGCUCCCAAAGAAACCUGAACAGUUGACAAUCGUAGCACAUGACCCCCUGUUGCUGCUCUACAGCAUCUGUUGUUUUCUUUUUUCUGUUCUUGUUUGAGAGGAACGUGGAAUCUUUCAGUUGAACUGAAGUGGAUGGUUAUUUGCUGAUCAACCUGCCUAGACUUAAUCUUCAUGCU